Molecule: messenger RNA, 2256 nt
Organism: Drosophila rhopaloa
Lineage: Eukaryota; Metazoa; Arthropoda; Insecta; Diptera; Drosophilidae
Gene: fs(1)Ya
Product: mitosis initiation protein fs(1)Ya
Exons: 2
Coding region: 90-2180 (696 amino acids)
Source: RefSeq, a predicted model, not a curated record
ACCAUAUCUAACUAAAGAACCGCUGCAUUAACUUGUGAGUGUAUGUCCAUGUCCAUGUCCAUGUGUAAAAAUCGCAACUCUCGCAAUUGAUGUCUUUUUCCAAUGUCUUAACCAUGCGACAGCCCGAUGAGGGUAAGUGCCACAUUUGCAAGCGGGUUUUCUGUUGCGGCAAGUGCCGCCAGAAGCAUCAGUUCAAAGCCCACGCCAUUGCUGUGCGGGAGCCAUUGGGAUUGAAGGCCUCCAGCGGCGGAGUCGCGGAGCACCGCCAUCAGAUGGAGUCGGGAGCCACCACCAUCUACGUAUUCUGCCCGAUCUGCGAGCGGCGGCCACUGCUGCUCCGCGAGGAGAUGCACGACGAGCUGCUGGCCCACAUCGAAACGUGUCACCUUCCCUUGAGAUGCCGCAAGUGCCAGCGCAACUACACGCGCAUCGAUGAUCUGCGGGAGUUCAGCAAGUGUGUGGAUCAGCAGCAGAGCUGCACGGGCACCACCUGCAACGAUCUCACCGGCGACACGGAGGCAUCCAAGGUGACGGUGAGGAAGGCAUCCAAGGUGACGGUGAGGAAGGCAUCCAAUAGCACCGCCAUCUCCACGCAAACGUCCCCCGGCGUAACGCCCAUUUCGCUGAUCAACAUGCGCUGGAAGGCCAAGAGCCGCAUCACCCACGAGGAGUUCAUCAGCGACAGCGUCUCCUCUAUACGCAACCUCUCCUCCAUCAGCAACAGCUCGAUUCGCCGGUCCAUCGGCCACCUGGGCGUGAAUCCGCCGGAAACUGUGGAAAAGGGAAAGGUCAUACGAUCAACAUCAACGCCACUGCAGGUGGAAUCGGUGUUCGCCAAGCCCAAGGAGCCGAUUACCUUCAAUGCAUCCAAUGGCGGCCAUGUUUCCAGCAUCUACCAGGAGGAGCCCAGUCCGGCUUUGGAGAGCAAUCCCGUCCAACAGCCGUUCCAGCAGCGCACCUGGAAGAUGGGCGCCCGCCAUAAAAUGAGCGCCGCAACGCCAUUGCGCCAGGUGAUGUCCAAGAGCAUUCAGAAGGCCUUCGUGGAGCAUGGCGGCAUGCUGGUCAACCAGCCCACAUCCGGCGUAAUCCAGCGUCGCGUGCGCCUCGAUCUCAGCGAGCACAAUUCCUCUGAGGCGGCCGGAUCCUCCGCUCUGGACCUGCGUCUCUCGCCAGCCAUGCGGCGCACGCAGAGCGAAUCAAGCACUUCGGAUAUCAGCGGCUCCUCCACGCAAAAUCCCGAUCUCUACAAGCGGCCGUUCCUGCUGUCCGCCCAGAAACUCACCACCGAAUCGAUCAUCAUCACCCGGAUGAAUUCCAAUUCGCGGGAGAGCUCCUCCACAGUGUUCAACUCCUGCGAGAGCGUGGAGAUCAUCCGCUCCACCUCGGAAUCGGCCGAGGUACAUGUGCCGGCCAUAACGCCCAUCCGUGUCACCGGCGGCGUCGGGAUCAACAAGAAGCAGAUUAAGUUCGAGACGCCGUUAAAGAGCGGCCAGCAGUUUGUGGUCAGUGGCGAGGGUGAGGGUGAGGGCGAGGGCGACGUUACCAAGGAUCAAUUCUUUACACCAGAUCCUGGGACUCCAGAACGACCGGAGCGGCGACGCCAGGCGAUUGUGCCGCGCCAGCUAAGCGGCGAGUUUUCGCCGAAGAAGGACAAGUGCAAGGAGAAGGAGACCACUGUUCUGGCCCUGGUCUCCCCGCCAUUGCAGCGCCCCAGGGCUCGUCCUCCGUUGCGGGAAUGCCGGCAGAAGAGAGUCUUCAGCGGCGUGCAGGACGUAGGAUGUGAGCCGGAGGACGAGGAUGAGGAGGACGAGGUGUUUCGGCCCACGAACGCCUCCACGCGGAAUGACAAGAAACAGGAGGGCGCCUCCUCCGGUCGCCUGUGGUCACUGAUGAGCUCCAUGAUGCGGCUGCCGGCCACCCUGCGUGGUGAGAAGGAGAAGGAUCAGGAAAAUAAGGAGAACGCUGGAUCGGGCUCCCUCAUCCGCCGAUGCGCCUCCAUCGCCGGCUCACUGGUGCGUCCGGGCGCCAAGGAGUCGUCCAUGGAGGACAACCAGAGCCUCAAGCGGAAGCGCACCCAAACGCUGGACAACCAGUACUGCAGCCCGCUGUCGCCAUCCAGUUCCUCGAAGCGGUAUCGCAUUCGGUCCAGGGAACCCAUCGAGCGCAUGCGUCGCCACUAGAAUUUAAGUGUUUAAUUGCAAAUUUGUGUUUUAAUUGUGAAUUGAAUUUCUUUUUUAAUAAAUGUUUGGUAUUGCA